Molecule: messenger RNA, 1770 nt
Organism: Aspergillus melleus
Lineage: Eukaryota; Fungi; Ascomycota; Eurotiomycetes; Eurotiales; Aspergillaceae
Gene: TEP1
Product: putative phosphatidylinositol-3,4,5-trisphosphate 3-phosphatase
Exons: 3
Coding region: 1-1770 (589 amino acids)
Biological process (GO): regulation of phosphatidylinositol 3-kinase/protein kinase B signal transduction; phosphatidylinositol 3-kinase/protein kinase B signal transduction; negative regulation of cell population proliferation
Cellular component (GO): cell projection; plasma membrane; nucleus
Molecular function (GO): protein tyrosine phosphatase activity; protein tyrosine/serine/threonine phosphatase activity; phosphatidylinositol-3,4,5-trisphosphate 3-phosphatase activity
Source: RefSeq, a predicted model, not a curated record
AUGGCGUCGAUCCUCCGGCAGAUUGUAGCCGGGCCCAGGUUACAGCAUCCAGAAGCGAAUUUAGAUCUCUGCUACGUCACAGAUAACGUUAUCGCAACGUCCGGCCCGUCGUCCAAUUAUCCGCAGCGCGCAUAUCGAAACCCGCUCGAUGAACUGGUGAAUUUCCUCGACGCCAAACAUGGUGAGAAUUGGUGCAUUUGGGAGUUUCGCGCCGAGGGCACGGGGUAUCCCGAUGAGGAGGUCUACGGGCGCAUUCACCACUAUCCGUUCCCGGAUCAUCAUCCGCCGCCGUUUGCGCUUAUUCCGGCCAUGAUGGGGAGUAUGAAGAAUUGGCUGCAGCGGUUGGAUGAGCCGGAGAAAAGUUGGGGUCAGGAUAAAGGGGCCGAUGAUGAGAAGAAAGGGAAGAGAGUGGUGGUGGUGCAUUGCAAGGCGGGGAAAGGGCGCAGCGGUACCGUCGCUUGCAGCUAUUUGAUCAGCCAGGAGGGGUGGAAGAUCGAGGAUGCGUUGCAGCGUUUCACGGAGAGGCGCAUGCGCGCGGGAUUCGGGCAUGGUGUGAGCAUCCCAAGUCAGCUGCGCUGGGUGCGUUAUGUGGAUCGCUGGGCGAACCAGAUGGAUCGGAAGUACGUCGAGCGACCGGUGGAGAUCCUCGAGGUGCAUGUGUGGGGACUGAGAGAUGGCGUCAAGGUCGCGGUGGAAGGCUACAUUGACGAAGGCAAGAAGAUCAAGAACUUCCAUCUGUUCCACCGCAACGAACGCACCGUCGUCGACAACGGCAAGAAGACGGCGUCCGAGAAGGACGACGACAAGGCCAAGUCUGGCACCAACAGCGAACCUCAGUCAGCUGUCACAGAAUCAUCUGCCUGGUCGAGUCAGACAGCCCCGUCCUCGUCAUCCGAAGAUUCAAGCACAUCCUCAAAACACACAAGAACGGUCAUCUUCCGUCCCAGCAAACCGGUCAUCGUCCCCACCAGCGAUGUAAACAUCGACUUCGAACGACGCAGCAAAGCCGCCUACACCGGCUGGGCCAUGGUGACCUCGAUCGCCCACGUCUGGUUCAACACGUACUUCGAAGGCGGCGACAAGGAAGACUCGGGCGUGUUCGAGAUCGAAUGGGACGCGAUGGACGGAAUCAAAGGCACCAGCAAGAAAGGCACGCGAGCACUCGACCGACUCAAGGUUGUCUGGCGCUACCCGACGCCCUCGCAGCUCGGCAUCCCCAGACCGACCAAGGAAAGCACCUCCCCCAUCUCCGGCCAAACGAUCACGGAGCCCAAACCCGGCGAGACCGCGCCCGAAAGCAGCCCGGCUGACUGGCGCGGCCAAGAAACAGGCAAAGACAGCGCCCACACCAUCCGCAACCAGGAAAACAUCCCCGUCCACCUCGAGCCCGCCCGAGAGGGCGACCAGCCCAGGGGCGGAAGCGAGGGCGAAGGAGCAGAAUCCCACUCCAACAACCAGUCCUACCUCUGGGCCAUCACAGCCACCGCCGCCAGCGCGGCCACCACGGCCGCACACUCGAUCCAAGAACUAGGCAAGGAACUCGGCCUGCGGCAGCAAACCGCCGAAAGCCAAGAUGUCAGUCUUGCCGAAAGCGACGACAACUCGUCAGUGCUGGGCCGGCGUAAAGGCAAGUCCGCCGACAAGAAAGAGGACCAGGAGCCGUCCAAGGCAAAAGACGAGAAUGGGGAUUUCGAAGGAACGCAGCCAUACUUUGCCAAUGGCAAGGACAGUAAUGGGAAAGACGCAUCGUCUGGUAAGAAGGAUGGAUGA